Strongylocentrotus purpuratus (purple sea urchin) is the source of this 809-nucleotide messenger RNA. RefSeq lists its product as uncharacterized. The transcript is spliced from 2 exons. NCBI's taxonomy places the organism in Eukaryota, Metazoa, Echinodermata, Echinoidea, Camarodonta, Strongylocentrotidae. Bases 147 to 689 code for a protein of 180 amino acids. The record is from RefSeq and is a predicted model, not a curated record.
CAUUUCUCUCCAAUAAGCAUUACAUCUUUUGACUUUCUGUACGAGAAGACUUGUUUCAACAUUUGCUCCGAGAGAUAUUUCCAGAAAAAGAGAAUACCAGUAUUACACUUGUUUUCAGCCUUCUAGAUCAAACCACAGCACUCAUAAUGUAUCAAAUGGAAAAUCUGCUGACGCCCUCGCCUCCCUCCUACCUCAGUCAGCCGAAACUAAUCAGCCCGUCUUCGAUCGCCAUUAUAUCCUACGAACCUGACUUCAGCAAGGCCAUCGCUUCCAUCAUCUGGUCUCGACAUCGUACUCAAACGACCUCCGUCAUCUUCAAAUGCAACGUCGCCAACUGUCCGCUGUGCCCAUCAGAGGACGUCGAGUCAGCUACAACGCGUACUAGCAAGAGAUUGAUGAGGAGUCAGCGAAGAAAUUUUGUUCGCGCCAAGAGAUCGGUCGGGCAGAAGAACGGUAAAUCGACGACAGCUUUGGUCGCGGACUUUGCGUCAUUGCGUCUGACUUCAGCACGGCCAUGGAUGUCGCCUUCCUCAUCGUACUCGAUGACCUCGUCAGCCAGUAGCAGCCGCUCAGUUUCUCCGUCUAGCUCUAUCGAUGUCAACAGCCCAAGCGUCGAUACGACGUCCUCUUGCAAACUGACAUCGUUUCUCUCAUUGCCUUCGAAGCGACGCCGAGUCGACGAGAUUUAGACUCUUUCGACAAGAUCACAUCCAAGGAGAUUGAUGAGGGGAAUCUUCAAAAAUCAGACUGAUCUGCAUAACGAUCAAAUUAGUAUCAUCAGAUUUAUGUGAACAUCUGCUGAUUGUAUU